AAUCCCCGACCCAGUAAAUUUUUUAAGUGACCAAAAAUAAAAAUAAAAAUAAACUCGAAACGCAAAGGAGAAGGAGACGACGAUGGAAUUAGAAGUCGAUGAGAACGACUUGAAAGCCGCCGGCGCAGUAAUCUUCGUCGACGGUGGCCGGAGAAGCAUUAACAUUCAUGGUUGGUUGAUCGAGUCUCGUAGACACUCCAUACUCAACUCCUCAACCGUCCAAGAGUGGGAAAAGAAACUUAAGACAUCUCAUUUACCAGAAAUGGUUUUUGGGGAAAACACUUUAAUUCUAAAACAUUUGAAUAGUGGCACCAAAAUCCACUUUAAUGCAUUUGAUGCUCUAUGUGGCUGGAAACAAGAAGCUUUGCCGCCUGUUGAAGUUCCCGCUGCGGCUAAAUGGAAGUUUAGAAGCAAACCCUUUGAGGAAGUAAUAUUAGAUUACGACUAUACAUUUACAACACCUUAUUGUGGAAGUGGCGCUAUUGAGAUCGAUAAAGAUCUGAAUGGGAGAAAGAUUUCGGAGGAAACCGGCAAUGUCCAUUGGGAAGACUGCAAGGAACAAAUUGAUUUAAUUGCAUUGGCAUCCAAAGAGCCUAUACUUUUCUACGACGAGGUGGUGUUGUAUGAGGAUGAACUCGCCGAUAAUGGAGUAUCACUUCUUACUGUAAAAGUGAGAGUCAUGCCAAGUUCUUGGUUUCUUCUCUUGCAAUUCUGGCUUAGAGUUGAUGGAGUGUUGAUUCGACUGAGAGAAACUCGUAUGCACUAUGUAUUUGGUGGAAGCACAAAUCCUGUUGUACUUCGGGAGAGUUGCUGGAGAGAAUCUACAUUUCAGGCUCUAUCUGCGAAAGGGCACCCUUUUGAUUCUGCUGCAUAUAAUGAUCCAAGCAUCAUAAGCCAGAAGCUCCCCAUUGUCAAGCGCACAACCCAAAAGCUUGUAAUUUCUUCUUAAAUUAUAAGGCUGUAAAUUCCCUUCAGGGGUUCUGCUCAGUUGUUAUCUUGUUUAUAAUUUAUUCUAACUUAUACCAAGACUGUUGAAAUCAUCAUUUGCUUCUUAUGAGAUAAGCUUAAGUUGAGAUGCAUGUGAUGUACUUUUACAAAGGGUGGAAGCUUGAACUUGUGGAUACGGAAAUGCCUGGAACUGAGUGAGCAGACACUCCCAUGCUAAUCAUUUGAGGAUGGUUUGUUUGUCUUACUGAAAAUCUCCGCAUCCAAUAAGUUAGCUCAUUUUCCAGUAUUAUUUGUGUAUUUUGUUCAGGAAAAACGCAUUUAAAGCAACUGAAAUGUCUCUGGCAGAUAUCACUUGUCACCCAAUUAUCUUGUUAUUGCAUAAUACAACACAGUGUAGGUUACCAAAAAUUAUGAGUGUCUCGUACUCUUCAAAUGCUUAUAUAAUAUUUGUGUCAAUGCAUAUUUGACAUUGGUA
Molecule: messenger RNA, 1423 nt
Organism: Cicer arietinum (chickpea)
Lineage: Eukaryota; Viridiplantae; Streptophyta; Magnoliopsida; Fabales; Fabaceae
Product: TIP41-like protein
Biological process (GO): TOR signaling
Cellular component (GO): cytosol
Source: RefSeq, a predicted model, not a curated record